CUGGCCAAGAGAUAACGACCUGAGGCAGUGGCACUCUUGGGCGGCCUUAUCACGGGGUUACGGGUCAGGGGUUAUCAAAAUUUCUUAUCAGCUAAGUCGUUCUCAAGCCAGCGGCGGCGACGCUUGUUUUUUUCCGGCAGUUCCGAUUCGAACGCAGCCGUAUCUAUAGACAUGCAGCAGGCGCGCUCUACACUGCCACAAAAGCUUCGGGUUUGCUUUAGUCGGGACCUGAACACCAAAGUUAACCACCCGGUUAACUUCGCCACAAAAAAGCUGAGCGGAGCUUUAACUCGCGUCGCCGCCAAAAACCAGACGCUAUCGCCAUCGGCAUUAUUCCCGGCGAUCAGACGAUAUUCGGACCGCAAACAGAGCACUUUUAAGGACAUGGCCGACCAGAAAAUGCUGCAAACCCCGCUGGAGCAGGGCGAUCCGGAGUUGGCCGAUCUGAUCAAGAAGGAGAAGGAGCGCCAGCGAGAGGGUCUCGAGAUGAUCGCCAGUGAGAACUUCACCUCGGUGGCGGUGCUGGAGAGUCUGAGCUCCUGCCUCACAAACAAGUACUCCGAGGGAUAUCCCGGCAAGCGGUACUACGGUGGCAACGAGUUCAUCGACUGCGUGGAGCUGCUCGCCCAGAAGCGGGGUCGCGAGCUGUUCAACCUGGACGAGGACAAGUGGGGCGUGAAUGUGCAGCCCUACUCCGGAUCCCCGGCCAACUUGGCUGUCUACACCGGCGUUUGCCGUCCCCACGACCGGAUUAUGGGUCUGGAUCUGCCCGAUGGUGGUCAUCUAACCCAUGGCUUCUUCACGCCCACCAAGAAGAUAUCGGCCACGUCGAUUUUCUUCGAGAGCAUGCCGUACAAGGUGAAUCCGGAGACGGGUAUCAUUGACUACGACAAGUUGGCGGAGGCAGCCAAAACCUUCCGGCCGCAGAUCAUUAUUGCCGGCAUCUCUUGCUAUUCCCGGCUGCUGGACUACGCCAGAUUCCGUCAGAUUUGCGAUGAUGUGGGUGCCUACCUGAUGGCCGACAUGGCCCAUGUGGCGGGAAUAGUGGCGGCCGGAUUGAUUCCAUCGCCAUUCGAAUACGCCGACAUAGUGACCACCACCACGCACAAGACCCUGCGUGGUCCUCGCGCUGGUGUGAUCUUCUUCCGCAAGGGAGUGCGCAGCACGAAGGCGAAUGGUGAGAAGAUCCUGUACGAUCUGGAGGAGCGCAUCAACCAGGCGGUAUUCCCAUCCCUUCAGGGUGGUCCCCACAACAAUGCCGUGGGUGGCAUUGCCACUGCUUUCAAGCAGGCCAAGACACCGGAAUUCAAGGCGUACCAGUCGCAGGUCCUCAAGAAUGCCAAGGUCCUGUGCGAUGGUCUCAUUUCGCGGGGCUAUCAGGUGGCCACCGGCGGCACCGAUGUCCAUUUGGUCCUGGUGGAUGUACGCAAGGCGGGACUAACCGGUGCCAAGGCGGAAUACAUUCUGGAGGAGGUGGGCAUUGCCUGCAACAAGAACACGGUGCCGGGAGACAAAUCCGCCUUGAAUCCGUCGGGCAUUCGUUUGGGCACUCCAGCGUUGACCACUCGCGGUCUGGCCGAGAAGGACAUUGAGCAGGUGGUGGCCUUCAUCGAUGCUGCUCUGAAAGUGGGCGCCCUGGCGGCCAAAUCCGCCAGCAGUCCCAAGUUGGCCGACUACCACAAGGUGCUGGCCGAGAAUGCGGAGAUCAAGGGCCAGGUGACCGAGAUCCGCAAGAACGUCGCCCAGUUCAGCAGGCAGUUCCCGCUGCCCGGCUUGGAGAACCUGUAGGCGAAGUCUAUCUAACCCCCUCGUUAUUCUCCCAUUUUUUUUACCCUUUUUAUUUGCACCUCGAAAUGGAAACCGCUUUUGAAAUGCACACUUUCCACAAAACAGAAGUGGAACUAGAACUUAAGUCAUUAAACGCAUUUUAACUCACAUAUCAUAA
Molecule: messenger RNA, 1945 nt
Organism: Drosophila subpulchrella
Lineage: Eukaryota; Metazoa; Arthropoda; Insecta; Diptera; Drosophilidae
Gene: Shmt
Product: serine hydroxymethyltransferase, cytosolic
Exons: 4
Coding region: 172-1788 (538 amino acids)
Biological process (GO): folic acid metabolic process; protein homotetramerization; purine nucleobase biosynthetic process
Cellular component (GO): cytosol; cytoplasm; nucleus
Molecular function (GO): zinc ion binding; serine binding; mRNA 5'-UTR binding
Source: RefSeq, a predicted model, not a curated record